Molecule: messenger RNA, 1944 nt
Organism: Naumovozyma castellii
Lineage: Eukaryota; Fungi; Ascomycota; Saccharomycetes; Saccharomycetales; Saccharomycetaceae
Gene: RTK1
Product: putative serine/threonine protein kinase RTK1
Exons: 1
Coding region: 1-1944 (647 amino acids)
Source: RefSeq, a predicted model, not a curated record
AUGGAGCCAACUAACACUCUUCAUCAAUCGUCAUCGAACGCUUCAUUAUCCUCCCUCUUCAAUAAGGGGAAAAAAUUGACUGGAUUAUCUAAACUCUUUGCCAGUGAACAUGCGAAACAUGAUAAUCAUAAUCACCAUCAUCAUCAUCACCAUCAUAGUGAAUAUCAUUCACAGGCUUCCAAUGAUAGACUUCAACAGGAUCCAAUUCUUCAUGCCAGUAAGGAUAUUAUAGGCCAUAUUUUGUCGCCAAUGAAAUCCUCUUCACCACCUACUUCAAAUUCACUGACAUAUUCAAACUCAUCACCAAACGUACGUACCAAAAAUGAACGGACAAGUAGUGGUUCUGAUUCAAUUAAACAAAACCUCCCACCUUUUAUUAAUAAAGAUUCAACUACAUCUUCAACACCAAAUAUGCAUCACAAACAAGCAUAUACUAAUAACCUUAAUAAUACUAAUGUUAAAUUGACAUCGCAUAAUCCAUUGUCACAUCAUUUGCAUAAUCCAUUGAAUUAUACACAUAAUCCAAUUAAUUUACAAAAUGCUAAUUCAAAUUCUAUGACUACUCCAGCAUCAUCAAGAGCAUCUCCAGUUUCUGUAAUUUCAAGUUCAAAUAUAUCACAUUUGCAUCCAGUGGAAAUUUUACAAACAAAAUUGGAAAAUGAACAAAAUCAAUUAAAUAAAUCACAGCGUAAUCAUGAAAAUAUUCUUAAUCAUAAUCAAUAUAAUAAUUCAAGCAAUAAUACACCAAAGAAGAAGAAAAAAUCAUUAAAGUUGAAAAGAUUCUUUAAAAACUUCCAGACGGAAACAAAAUCUUCUCAUUCAUCAUCAUCAACAUCAACAAAACCAUCACUCUCUAAUAAUGUUAGUGAUAAUUCAGUAAGGAAAUCAGAGGAAACACCGUUGUAUGAUACUGAUAAUCCAAGACAACUAAUUGAAAAAUACGGUAUCCCAGGUAAGAAAUUGGGAGAAGGUGCCACGGGAUCAGUAUCAAUAGUUCAAGGAACUGAUGGGAAGAUGUUUGCCGUCAAGAUGUUCCGUGCUCCAAAGACAACAAAUGUAGUUACUUAUUCCAAGAAAAUUACUGUGGAAUUUUGUAUUGGUUCCACUUUACAUCAUCAGAAUAUUAUUGAAACAUUCGACAUGUUGAGAGAGGGUGAAACUUUUUUGGUCGUUAUGGAAUAUGCUCCCUAUGAUUUUUUCAAUUUGGUAAUGGCUGACCUCAUGACAACAAAGGAAGUUUCCUGUUAUUUCAAACAACUUUGUAACGGUGUCAAUUAUCUACAUGAUAUGGGUAUUGCUCAUCGCGAUUUAAAAUUAGAUAACUGUGUGGUCUCACACAAUGGGAUCUUGAAAUUAAUCGAUUUCGGGAGUGCCGUUAUAUUCCAAUAUCCCUAUGAAAACAAAAUUGUUAAGGCGCAGGGAAUAGUGGGUUCAGAUCCUUAUUUGGCACCUGAAUUAUUGAACACUAGUACUUAUGAUCCAAGACCCGUGGAUGUUUGGUCAAUAGCAAUUAUCUACUAUUGUAUGAUUCUAAGACGGUUCCCCUGGAAGGCACCAAGAAAAAGUUUCAAUUCAUUCAGAUUGUUUUGCGAAGAUCCUGAUGAUGAAGAUGACGUAGCAAAGGGACCUUACAGAUUAUUAAGAUUACUACCUUCCAAAUCAAGACCACUGAUUGCUAAAAUGUUAUUACUCGAUCCUAAGAAGCGUAUAUUAAUGAAUGAAGUAGUGAAAGAUGAAUGGUUCGCAUCUAUCAAACAAUGCUGUCAGGAUGAAAGUGGCAACUUGAUAGACCGUCCUAAAUCACAUAAGCAUCAUCUAAUAACUGAGGAACAACUAGAACAACUAUCGACGGAAAGAGCAAGAGUUGAGCACGAAAAGGAGGAGGAGAAGCAUAAGAAAAAGGAAAUGCUAAUGGAAGAUAUUGACAGAAUGUUAACUGAUUAA